Molecule: messenger RNA, 420 nt
Organism: Diachasma alloeum
Lineage: Eukaryota; Metazoa; Arthropoda; Insecta; Hymenoptera; Braconidae
Exons: 1
Coding region: 1-420 (139 amino acids)
Source: RefSeq, a predicted model, not a curated record
AUGAUCGACGCUCGACUGAAUUUCAAACAGCAAGCAGAGCACGUGGCUGCCAAGGCCUCUGGAGUAAGAGCCACCUUGUCGCGCCUUAUGCCGAAUAUAGGUGGUCCAAAGCAGAGGAGGCGAGCAUUACUGUUGUCGGUGAUCACGUCGGUGCUCACGUACGGUAUUGCCACUUGGGUUGAUGCACUACAGUUGCAGGAAUCAUGGCGGAAGGUUGCACCAGUCUACCGACUGAGUGCUCUGCGAGUUGCGAGUGCAUACCGUACGGUGUCCGAGGACGCAGUUUGCGUCAUCUCCGGGAUGCUACCUAUAGAAGUUCUGGCCGAGGAACGAAGAUCUCUGUAUCGACGAAGGAAAUCGGAAGCACUGAGCGCAAUAGAACUCAGCACGGAAGAGAGGCGUAAGAGUCUGCAACGAUAG